CCGCUCCCAGGGUAAGAACCGUUGAGGCUCGCCCACCGGUUGCCAGAAAACCGCUAGGAGUCAGAUCAUGGAGGCAGCGCGCCCUCCGUCGACGGCGGGAAAGUUUGUGGUGGUUGGCGGUGGCAUCGCGGGUGUCACCUGUGCUGAGCAGUUGGCUAUUCACUUUCCAUCAGAAGAUAUUCUCCUGGUAACAGCUUCUCCUGUUAUUAAAGCAGUUACAAAUUUCAAGCAGGUUUCUAAAGUGUUGGAGGAAUUUGAUGUUGAAGAGCAACCGAAUACCAUGUUAGAAAAUCGCUUUCCCAACAUUAAGGUUAUAGAAUCCGGAGUAAAGCAACUGAAGAGUAAAGAACAUUGCAUUUUAACAGGGGAUGGCAGUCAGCAUGUAUAUAAGAAACUCUGUCUGUGUGCUGGAGCUAAGCCAAAGUUGAUAUGUGAAGGAAAUCCUUAUGUAUUAGGAAUCCGUGAUACAGACAGUGCUCAGGAAUUUCAGAAACAGCUUACUAAAGCCAAAAGAAUAAUGAUCAUAGGGAAUGGUGGCAUUGCACUUGAACUAGUGUAUGAAAUUGAAGGCUGUGAAGUCAUUUGGGCCAUUAAAGACAAAGCCAUUGGGAAUACUUUCUUCGAUGCAGGUGCAGCUGAAUUCUUGACUUCAAAGCUCAUUGCUGAAAAACCAGAGGCUAAAAUUGCACAUAAAAGAACCAGAUAUACAACUGAAGGAAGAAAAAAGGAAGCACAAACCAAAGGUAGUGCUGGCAAUAUGGGCAGUGCCUUGGGACCUGAUUGGCAUGAAGGCUUGAAUCUUAAAGGAACAAAAGAGUUUUCUCGUAAGAUUCACAUUGAAACUAUGUGUGAAGUAAAGAAAAUCUACCUUCAGGAAGAAUUUAGAAUUUCGAGGAAAAAGUCCUUGCCUUUUCCGAGAGACCAUCAUAAUCAGCCAGUCACAACUGAUAAAGAGGUAUGGCCUGUAUAUGUGGAAUUGACCAGUGAAAAGAUAUACGGCUGUGAUUUCAUUGUCAGUGCUACAGGAGUUACACCAAAUAUAGAACCUUUUCUCUGUGGCAACAAUUUUGAUCUAGGCGAAGAUGGUGGCCUGAAAGUGGAUGAUCACAUGCACACGUCUCUCUCUGAUAUCUAUGCUGCAGGUGACAUCUGCACUGCAUCAUGGCAGCCCAGCCCAGUGUGGCAGCAGAUGAGGCUGUGGACCCAGGCUAGACAGAUGGGGUGGUACGCAGCCAAGUGCAUGGCCGCAGCUACUUUAGGACAAUCUACUGACAUGGACUUCAGCUUUGAACUUUUUGCUCACGUAACAAAAUUCUUUAACUAUAAGGUUGUAUUGCUGGGAAAAUACAAUGCACAGGGCUUAGGUUCAGAUCAUGAAUUAAUGCUGAGAUGUACCAAAGGACAAGAAUAUGUCAAAGUCGUCAUGCAGAAUGGGCGCAUGAUGGGAGCUGUCUUAAUUGGUGAAACUGAUUUAGAAGAAACAUUUGAAAACUUAAUUUUAAAUCAAAUGGAUCUUUCAUCAUAUGGAGAAGAUCUGCUAGAUCCCAAUAUUGAUUUAGAAGAUUAUUUUGAUUAAUAAAAGCAUUUCAAGAGCUACAUAAUGUUCCAAAUAAUACAAAGUCUCAAUAAGGUAAAAUUUAAUAGAAGUGAUAAUGAUUUCAGUGGCAAAGUUUUAAAAUAUAUUUUUUCUAACUUAAAACCUAGCAUUUAAUGUAAAUUUAAGUUAUUCAUUUCUAAUUUAGCUUUGGGGCAGAUUCAGCUAGGUUGUGAUCUGUUUAGCCAACAACUUGGCCUGGUACACCAGAAUCAUUCUGAUUGAAAUGUUAGAGAGGGCUGUGGUUUCAAGAGGCUGAUAGUUUGGUUUUACUUCUAGAAAUGUAGCAAUAGCUUACUUACUAAUAUCAUUUGUAUUGAUACUUUAUUCCUUUUGCAUUUGGAUUCCACAGCUGUUAAGAGCUGAAAUCACUCCCUGUGUAAUAAGCCUAUAUAAAAUAUUCCACGUGAUAACACUGCUAUCAACAGUUAUGUAAAAAUAAUACGAGUUUAUGUGAACUUUAGUUUACAUUUUUCUCAUUUUAUACUGUCAAUUUUUAUAAAUCAUGAUCUCAAGUGUUCAAGCCUUCAAUAUUAAUGAAAUUGUCUUAAACUACAAAAUAAUGGUGUAUAUGUACAUAAAAUGUUUUCUUGGAAAAUUCAGAAACACUCUUUUCUUAGAUUGCUGAAGCAUGUUUGCAGACUUUUGGAAGUUACCUGAAUUGUUUUCUUUCCUCUUUAUCAGCUCCUUUAGAAUGAUACGUUUGAAGUGAUUCAGUCUACAAACAAAAACAAACACUUUGGUAAAAACUCAGCUGUUGCAUUUUCUCUUCAGAUUAAUAGUCCCCCUGGGUCCUUCUAUAUCGGUUAGCUCUUAAGUGUCAGUGGCCUAGUUUUUUUGUCUUCAAAUAUCUACUCAAAUAUGAGCCCUAUCUUGAAGGGAUAUGUUGUCUGAGAAACCCUAAAUCUAUGGACACAGUGGUACACAGCAUGGUUUCACAGGCUUGAGAGUAUUGGUUCAACCUUUGCUGCGCAGGCAGAUUUCUCAACCAGUGUUGAUCACAACUGGUAUUGUGAACAAGUCCUCUGCCUACUUCAGGAUCUUGAUUAGAUCUCUGCAGUAUGCUGUUAGAUGUUUCAUCUUUCACAUGCUGUAAUGAAAUAGGCAACUGGGAUUUGGGAAUUACAAGGACAGGCUAUUCUAGUUAUUAAACUGGCUUAAAAUGAGUCGUCAACAUGAGCCACCCUAAACACUGAUUUGUUAAUUUGUUCUGAACUAAAAUUAGGAUAUUCCUCAAGUCUGUCACUAGUCUCUGUAAGACAUUGUUGAAUUUACAGAGAUGUAAAGAAAAGAACCUGGUUACCAGAAGGCCUUUGGAUAUGCUCUAGGAACCAGAGUGUCUGCCAGACAUGAUUGAGAGAUGCUUAGAAUCAGUCUAUUCUUCAUAUUUACCUGAUUUGUGCUCAUUACACAAUAUUCUGGGAACUGUGGCUUCCUAGGUACACUGUUUAGAGACAAGAAUGUCCUCAUCAUCAGAUAUUCCUAAUUAUUGAUUCUAGUACCCUGAUUUAUAUAUCAGACUCUUGUUAACUGGUGAGUAUAGCACAGCAUAAGAAACUCAGAAGUUUCUCUGGCUGCAAAUUUAAGACCAUAGUUACCUUCACCCACCAGGUGUCAGAACUCUGUGAGGGGGAACUGGUUAGUCCAGCUCUUCAGAUACAACAAACAUGCAGGAUGAAAAAAAGUUCAACUACAGCACCCAAACACUGCUAUGUAUAUUAGUGUCUUAUGAGUGAUUAGCCAUUACCUGGUUCAAAAAUAAUUCACUCUUUUGCAUGGAAUUUCUCUUUCCAAUCAGCCACUAUAAACUCUUAGAGAUUAGCCUUUUCUUAAAUAGCAUUUCUAUUCAGAGGGAUUUAAACUUUUCCCUUCAUUUCUUAAAAAUUUAACAUGCCCUUAGUACAGCAAUAUAGAUCCAUACACAUACCACUUAUCCUUUUAUUAUUUCACUGUUUUAAAACUGUGUUACUUUUGAAUCUAGAAAAUGCUAGUCACAGCUUGCUUAAUCCAUUUUGGCAUCUAAUAAUUGCCCCCAUGUAGUCCUAGCUAUAUAUAUUAGCCUAUAAAGAUUUAAAAACAAUGAACUAGGGAGUGUUCCAAUCCAAGAUGGAAACAUAGGAAGAUCCUGAACUGGGCGCACCAAAUCUACACCUGUUUGUAGGGAACUCCUCUUGAAGAACUGAGGACUGACUGAACAGCUUCUGUACAAUAAAAGAUACACCACACGGAGAACAGCAAGAGAGACAGACAUGGUAAUCCACGGUACCCACCCCUGAUGCUGCAAACUGUAGCGGGGAGGAUAGUAAUGAGGUACCAGGAGCAGAUUCAUCUACCCUGGGCCACAGAAAAUAAAAGCCCUAGCUUAAAAGAGCAACUAGACUAUAAAGUAGCCCUUGAACCCUGCUAAACGGGAGGGGAGCUGCUGCAACUCUCUCUGGGUUGGAAGGUCUAAUAUGUGCCACAGUUUAUGUACCCUCCCACAACCUUGACAGCAUAGAUGGGAGCAGGGUCCAGGUGUCCUAACCAGCCUGCCACCUCAGUAGCCCUGACACCAGCCCCAGCUGUCCCACCAAGUCAGCCCCAUGGUGGUGCACACCAGGAAGCCCUGGUCGGCACUCACCAUAGCUCCACCUAUCUCACCACACUGAGGCAGGCACAAAGCACACUGGAACACUUCAGGCCUGCACCACUGUGGUUUCAGACAGCUUUUCAGCACUUCCCCAGUGAUGCCUUUUUUCAGCUCCAGCUGCCCUGCCAGGACACCCACACUUGAGCUUCCUUUCAGGGCACCCUCCAUACAGAACACCCUAGAGUGACCCCAGCCUAUGCCUAUUUCAGCUAUAAUUGUCCAAGUUGUCCCCUUUACAAAGCACCCAGUGACGUGCCCAGCCAGCAACCCACCUCAGCUCCAACUGCCCCCAUCAAAGUACCUUCUGCACAUCCCAGAACACCCCAGCUUACACCCACUUGGAUUUCAGCCAUCCUGUCAGGGUGCCCUCUGCACGGAGAACCCCAGGACUACCCAUGGCUUGCGCCCACUUCAGCAUUUGCUUUCCUGCCAGGGCACCCCAUGCCAAGAGCCUCAGGACCCACCCCCAGCCCACACCCACUUAAUCUACCACUCUUCUACCAGGGCAGCCCCAGCAGGGGGUACACUGCAACCCCCAUCCCAUGCCAGACAGCAAAAGUCACCAGAUACAUACAGUCUACACAGAGGACAACCACACAUAAAGACCAUUCCUUCAAGUUUAGGAGGAGUAGCUCUUCUGCCUAAUUCAUAGAAACAAACACAAAGUUAAGCAAAAUGAGACAGGGGAAUGUGCUCUAAAUGAAAGAACAAGACAAAACCUCAGAAAAAGAAAUUAAUGAAAUCAAGAUAAGCAAUAUGCUUGAAGAAUUUAAAGUAAUUGAUCAUAAAGAUGUUCACUGGACUACAGAUAAGAGUGGGAGAACUCCAUGAGAACUUUAACAAAGAACUGGAAAAUAAAAACCAGAGUUGAAGAAUACAACUGAAAUGAAAACUACAUUAGAGGGAAUCAAAAGUAGAUUAACGAUGCAGAAGAAUAAUCUGGAAGAUGGGGUAAUGGAAAGCAGCCAAACAGCAAAGAUAAAGAUUUAUUUAUUUUUUUCUUAAGUAAAAUCUACGCCCAGCGUGAGGCUUGAACUCACAACUCUUUGAUCGAGUCGCAUGUUCUACCUACUGAACUAGUCAGCUGUCCCCCUCCUGCCACCCGCCCCAAAUAAAGAAUUUUUAAAAAUGAGGAUAGGUUAAGGGAUCUGUUGACAACAUCUAGUGAGCAUUCAUAUUAUAAGGACCCCAGAAGGAGAGAAAGGGGUAGAAAUUUAUUUGAAGAAAUAAUAGCUGGAAACUUCCCAACCUAGGGAAAGAACUAGACAUCCAGAUUCAGGAAGCAUUUUAGA
This is a messenger RNA of Lynx canadensis (Canada lynx), 5515 nucleotides long. RefSeq names its product pyridine nucleotide-disulfide oxidoreductase domain-containing protein 1. Lineage: Eukaryota; Metazoa; Chordata; Mammalia; Carnivora; Felidae. The transcript is spliced from 12 exons. Gene Ontology annotation, molecular function: oxidoreductase activity; flavin adenine dinucleotide binding. Bases 68 to 1576 code for a protein of 502 amino acids. The record is from RefSeq and is a predicted model, not a curated record.